Oncorhynchus gorbuscha (pink salmon) is the source of this 1017-nucleotide messenger RNA. RefSeq lists its product as uncharacterized. Gene Ontology annotation, biological process: regulation of neurogenesis; anterior/posterior pattern specification; regulation of transcription by RNA polymerase II. Gene Ontology annotation, molecular function: RNA polymerase II cis-regulatory region sequence-specific DNA binding; DNA-binding transcription factor activity, RNA polymerase II-specific; protein dimerization activity. NCBI's taxonomy places the organism in Eukaryota, Metazoa, Chordata, Actinopteri, Salmoniformes, Salmonidae. Gene Ontology annotation, cellular component: nucleus. The record is from RefSeq and is a predicted model, not a curated record. Bases 1 to 1017 code for a protein of 338 amino acids. The transcript is spliced from 4 exons.
AUGAAAAGGAUGUUAAAGCCAGUUACAGAGAAGAAAAGACGAGACCGAAUAAAUCAGAGUCUUAGCGAGCUAAGGAUUUUGUUACUGAACUACAAAUUAGAUUCGCGUUUACAGAACCCCAAACUGGAGAAAGCAGAGAUUCUAGACCUGGCCGUGGAAUAUCUUCAAAAAAGGACAGACAAACGAAGCAUAAGCAAUGAUUGUUCCUGCCAGGCUGUGUGUGGGCCGAAGGAGGUGCAGCAAGUUAUUCACAGUGAGGCCUCCAUGGCAGGCGCCCCCAGUCCCCCAACAGCAGCAUUCCCCAGGUCUGCUCUCCCGGCCAUCUACACGGGAGGCUUCCAGCAGUGUGUAUCUCACCUGGCUGGCUUCAUGAGCAGCAGCAGCCCCUUGGAGAAAAAGGGCUUCAUCCUCCUCCAAGGGCUGAAGAGCUACAUAGACAGUCAGUACCCAACCACAAACACCAGUACAGAGCAGCUGCAGUGUGCAUCCUCCUCGUCAUUAACAGACAUCCAUCUGAGGUCAGGUGGUAAGGAGAUGGCUCAUUGGGCGGACAUGGUGCCUGUGAGAGAGGGAUGCCGUCCCUCUAAACAGGGGGCAGGUAUCUGUCUCCGCAAAUCCACUUUGUCGACCACCCACCAUUCUUUCUGCCAACUUAAUGGCCACUCGUACCCCUUGACACCUGACUAUCUCUCCCCACUGUCUCCUUGCCUUUCUUGUUCUUCUUCGGUUUUCACCACCCCUCCUCCAUACUCCUCGUUUCCCUGUCACCUUAGUUUCCCUCCCAGCCUGUCACCUAUUUCCUCCAACCCCUCAUCCUGCUCCGGAUCCCCGUCGCUACAUAACGUCCCUUCUCCUCCACUUGGUUGUUCACCCACCUUCCCUCUCUCAAGUCCUCCCGGCCUCCCUCUCCCGAGCCCCCCUCUCGUCCCCUUUGCCUCCCAUACGUCUCUGUGGUCCCUUGUGCCUGUACGAAGGCAAGAAUGUUUUAUUAGCUCCACACACUGGAGACCCUGGUAG